AUGGAGGAACUCAUUCCAGGCACUCUUCGGCUCUAUGACGAGCAUGGCCACCCGCUCGUCACUGAAGGGACAGGCCUAAAGAAGCAUGGCGACAUUGUGCUUGUGCCUCAGCCAACCGACUCGCCGAAUGAUCCUCUUCAUUGGUCUCUACCACGAAAGAUUUGGCACAGUGUCCUGGUCUGCUUUGUCACGGCGCUGACAGCGGCGACCUCCAACGAUGCAGGUGCAGCGCAAAACAACGAGAACUUGGAAUUGGGCAUCAGCUAUGCCUCCUUCAACACAGGCGCUGGUAUCCUUUUCGCCGCCAUUGGAUACUGGUGUCUUUUGUCGUCUCCUCUGGUCUACCUGUACGGCCGUCGGAUUCUCUAUCUCAUCUGCAUGUUGUUUGGCUUGAUUGGUGGCAUCUGGUUUGCCAGAGGGCAGACUACCAGCGAUGCCGUCUGGAAUCAGUUGUUUGUCGGCGCAUCUGAGUCAGUGUGUGAAGCAACUGUCCAAUUGUCGCUGAUGGACCUGUGGUUCCAGCACCAACGUGGUUCAGUUCUCGGUGUAUACGUCCUAGCAACGAGUGUCGGAACGUACCUCGGCCCGCUGAUUGCAAGCUACAUCGCCGACGGCAACCUGGGUUGGCGGUGGAUUGGCUAUUUUGGGGCCAUCUUUUCGGGUGCAACAUUCAUCGUCUUUCUCUUCGGCUUGGAAGAAACCGCCUUUCAACGACCCAAAUACUUGAUCAACGGAGGAGAGCGGUACCUAAUUGAUGGAGUCAACAGAACCGCGAGCGACAACUCUGGAGAGAAUCAGGCAGAACCAAGCAAGGAAAAGAAUGCUGCCAGUUCCGACCAAACUCCUUCCAGUUUGGAGCAUUCCAAUGGCGCAGAUGAUAGACCAAAGUCUUAUUGGGAACGGCAUCGGAUAAUCACGCCUGCACCUAACCUCAAAGGCACCGGCUUCAAGCAAUACUUCCAGCGUCUAUGGCACAUUCUCGGGGUUUUUGGCUUUCCCGCCGUGUGGUACUCGGGGUUACAAUGGGGGGCCCAAGAUGCGUGGCUCACGUUCUACUUGACUGUAUCGGAAGACGAAUGGUUCAAACCGCCCUGGAACUAUUCUGACGCUGCAGACGGAAACAUGAACAUUCCCUGCUUGAUCGGAGCAGUCAUUGGCUGUUUCUACGGUGGAUGGGCCAGUGACAAGUUUGUGAUGUGGAUGGCCAAACGCAACGGCGGUAUCAUGGAAGCUGAGCAACGGUUGUGGCUACUAUUCCCUACCGCCUGCAUUUUCCCUGUUGGCCUCUGGCUCUUCGGUAUAGGCACAGCUCACGGAUGGGCCUGGCCGGCGCCUUAUGUCGGCCUUGGAUUCAUCGGGUUUGGUUGGGGCUGCGCUGGUGAUUUGAGCAUGGCGUAUCUCAUGGACGCCUAUCCUGAGAUGGUGUUGGAAGGCAUGGUGGGUGUGGCGACCAUCAACAACUCCAUCGCUUUGAUCUUUACUUUUACUGCCUCGGACUGGAUUAAAGCCAGUGGCGUGCAGAACACUUUCAUUGCGAUUGGUGUUUUAGCGUUUGUCUUCUUGAUGACCACGCUGCCCAUGAUCAUUUGGGGCAAGAGGGCUCGACGCUGGACGCGAGGCCGAUAUCAGAGAUUCUUGGAGAUUCGAGAUGGAUUUGAAUGACUUGGAUAUCUACUGAAAUGGUAUAUAUUGGUUGAUAUUGAGGCAGAUCUUGAGACAAUUUGGGGCAUUCUCUUCUUGAUGAUGAUGACGAUGAAGGUGGACCUUAAGCGGGAUGUAGCUGGUUAUGUAGCAUUUUCGAAUGUGAAAGAUUGCAG
Messenger RNA from Exophiala oligosperma, 1817 nucleotides. RefSeq lists its product as uncharacterized. The transcript has a single exon. Gene Ontology annotation, biological process: transmembrane transport. The record is from RefSeq and is a predicted model, not a curated record. NCBI's taxonomy places the organism in Eukaryota, Fungi, Ascomycota, Eurotiomycetes, Chaetothyriales, Herpotrichiellaceae. Gene Ontology annotation, molecular function: transmembrane transporter activity. Bases 1 to 1662 code for a protein of 553 amino acids.